AUGCGCGUUCCAGCUACCACCGCAGCGCUUUCGCUGCUUUUCAGCGCUGGCUAUCUUUCUCUCGUUGACGGUUGUCCAACGACUGAGACAGUCACGCUUUCAACUGUCACAAGUACCACCACGCUUCCUACCCAGACAGUUACGGGAGCGCCUGCGCCUACGGGUACCGGAACCAACCCUGGAGGCAAUGGCAACAACCCCGGCGGCAAUGGCAACAGCCCCGGGGGUAAUGGCAACAACCCCGGGGGUAAUGGCAACAACCCCGGUGGCAACGGCAACAACCCCGGAGGCAACGGCAACAAUCCCGGAGGCAACGGGGUCAAUCCCGGAGGCAACGGCAACAACCCUGGUGGUAACACCGGCGGUAACACUGGAGUAGAUUGCCACGUUUGCCAGACCGGAAACAAUCCCGGAGGCGAUAAUGGCAAUGGCUCCGGUAAUGGCAAUGGCAAUGGCAAUGGCAAUGGCAAUGGCAAUGGCAAUGGCAAUGGCAAUGGCAAUGGCAAUGGCAAUGGCAAUGGCAAUGGCAAUGGCAAUGGCAAUGGCAAUGGCAAUUGGAAUGGCAAUGGCAAUGGCAAUGGCAAUGGCAAUGGCAAUGGCAAUGGCAAUGGCAAUGGCAAUGGCAAUGGCAAUGGCAAUGGCAAUGGCAAUGGCAAUGGCAAUGGCAAUGGCAAUGGCAACGGAACUGGUUCCGGCAAUGGCUCUGGAAACGGUUCUGGCAAUGGAACUGGCAAUGGCAAUGGCAAUGGCUCUGGAAACGGUUCUGGAAAUGGAACUGGCAAUGGCAAUGGCAAUGGCAAUGGCUCUGGAAACGGUUCUGGAAAUGGUUCAGGCAAUGGUUCAGGCAAUGGUUCAGGCAAUGGUUCAGGCAAUGGUUCUGGCAAUGGCUCAGGCAAUGGUUCUGGCAAUGGCUCAGGCAACGGCUCUGGCAACGGCUCUGGCUCAGGCAAUGGCUCUGGAAACGGCUCAGGAAACGGCUCAGGAUCCGGGGCGACUUCUCCGUCUGCCUCUGGUUCUGGUUCGGGCAGUGGUGUCCCUACCGUUACUGGUUCGGGCGGCGUCCCCGUGGUUACCGGCAGCGCAGCACGCCAUCAAACCGCAGGCCUCUACUGCGUGCCACUGGCGCUGGCCGUCGCCACUUUGUUCUUCUCCUUGUAA
Cordyceps fumosorosea ARSEF 2679 is the source of this 1158-nucleotide messenger RNA. RefSeq lists its product as hypothetical. Bases 1 to 1158 code for a protein of 385 amino acids. The transcript has a single exon. Lineage: Eukaryota; Fungi; Ascomycota; Sordariomycetes; Hypocreales; Cordycipitaceae. The record is from RefSeq and is a predicted model, not a curated record.